GGAGAAAGAGCCAGAGGACGAGGACGUGCGGUUCUGCCACAUCGAAAUAGUUCAAGGAACGGUCUUCGACAUUUCCUUGCUCAUCUUUAUUGCUCUUUCUUUUUGGCUGCUGAUCAUGCUUUUGGCGAUGUUGAAGUGGCUGUGGCCACCGGCACCGCGGGAGAGGAGCAAGAUGUAGUUGCUGCAUGGAAUGGUGCAGUCGCUUCACGCCUAGACAAUGCCCUCCGCCAAUGGAUGCCGCGAAAAAGCAAAUUGGCUGCCAAACUCCAACUGAGGGAUCAUGGUACUAUCGACGAAUUAAAUUUAGAACUAGUACGGUCAUCUGAAGAAAAAGACGAGGAGAAACGACUGCUAAGGCGCAACUUUCAUUGGUCGUCAUAGAGGUUGGUCACUGAAAUCGAAAAGGGGCCCCUUGAGAGGACAGGGGAAAAGUGAGGAAAAGAAGUAGAGAGAUGUGGGGCCCCUCCUGUUCAGAGUCAGUGACCAAUGACUGCUGACCUUUAAGACUGGAGUCUUUGUUGUCUUUCUGCCAUGUGCCACUCGUGGACAUCGGAGGAGUCGGCGUGGAGGACGAGGGCGAUCAUCGACAACAUGGAGUAUCUACUACGGCUUCGUCUGGUUCUGGCCUUCCCCUUGAUUUCGCAGAGCGCUUCUCCAAAUGGCAGCCACGGUACAUGCGCGACUCUCUUCAAUGGUCAAG
Molecule: messenger RNA, 700 nt
Organism: Amoebophrya sp. A25
Lineage: Eukaryota; Dinophyceae; Syndiniales; Amoebophryaceae
Source: the annotation of a GenBank genome assembly